This is a messenger RNA of Notothenia coriiceps (black rockcod), 1150 nucleotides long. Its product is annotated as gap junction Cx32.2 protein-like. The coding region runs from base 114 to 983 and encodes 289 amino acids. The transcript has 2 exons. The record is from RefSeq and is a predicted model, not a curated record. Gene Ontology annotation, biological process: cell-cell signaling. Gene Ontology annotation, cellular component: connexin complex. Gene Ontology annotation, molecular function: gap junction channel activity. NCBI's taxonomy places the organism in Eukaryota, Metazoa, Chordata, Actinopteri, Perciformes, Nototheniidae.
CUGUAGACCUCCCAAGUAUUUAAGUCUCCUCGGCGUCUUUUGCUGUCCUGUGUGAUGGACACAUGGCGAAAUAUUUCUAAUAUCUGAAGCCGGACAGACAUUAGCUUCCAGCCAUGGGGGACUGGUCUUACAUGUCCUCUCUGUUGGACAAGGUCCAGUCUCACUCCACGGUGGUUGGGAAGAUCUGGAUGAGCGUCCUCUUCCUGUUCCGGAUCUUUGUCCUGGGAGCCGCCGUGGACAACGUCUGGGGGGACGAAGUGUCCGAGUUCUACUGCGACAGCCACGAACCGGGGUGCAAACACUCCUGCUACGACUGGAGGUUCCCCAUCUCCUUCGUCCAUUACUGGGUCCUGCAGAUCACCUUCGUGUCCACGCCCACCCUGGUGUACCUGGGCCAUGCCAUCCACAUCAUCCACAGAGAGAAGAGGCAGAUGGAGAAGCUGCGGGACGUCCCUGAUGGAGCUGUCCGGAGGAGGCUGAGGUACACAGACGAGAGGGGGAAGGUGCAGAUAACAGGCGUCCUCCUCUGCACCUACAUGACCCAGCUGGUGUUCAAGAUCCUCCUGGAGGUGGGGUUCUGUGUGGGACAGUUCUACAUCUUUGGCCCCCCGUUCAUGGAGCCUUACUUCCACUGCACCAGGUCUCCUUGUGCCUCUUUAAGUGGGGCCCAGUGUUACGUCUCUCGUCCAAGAGAGAAGACCAUUUUCGUGGUGUUCAUGCUGGUGGUGUCAGGCGUCUCGGUGCUGCUCAACAUCCUGGAGAUGAUCUACCUGCUGUGUGGCCGGAGGAGAGACAGACGGUAUGAGCAUCAAGCCCAGCAGGAGGCGCUCUUGUUACAGCAGCAGUCCUCUAACACGGCGCGGGAAGCCGCGAGGAACCAGUAUGGAGGCCACCCACUGCUGCCCCCCCGCCAGGGCCCCACAGGCCCCGCCAGUGAGGACAAACACAAGGACUCAGACGUCAGUAAAAAGAAGGUCCCCUGAUACAUGAACACACACGUCAAUCAAAUGGAAACACAUCUUUGCUCAAUAAUAAAGUUAAGGUGGUUUCUUUUCAAAUUGUACACACAAUAUAGACUGAAAAAACUGAAAAUAAUUCAAUUAGAUUUCACAUCACUGUAUUAGGUUAGUUGAAAGCAAUAAUAUCAAGU